UUAUUUUUGACAAUUAUUUUAUUUUACGACUAUUGAGGACUAAGUGUAGUUCAUAAGUAAAUUUAAAAUGAAAAUUUUGUGGUUUUGUUUAUUUUUAAUAUCAUUUAGUGUGUGUAAGGUUUGGUGUAAGCCCGGAGAUGUUAAAACGAUAAGAACACCCAAUAAUAUGUCAAUGGCUAACUCCAAAGUUUUCAAUAAUACCUUCAAAAAAAGCAAUCCAAAUACAAAACAAUUGUUGACAUGGAUUAAACGAAACAUAAAACAUGGUAUACGAUGUGUUGAUGUUGGAAUUGGUCCAAUGAAAUGUGAAACCAAAACUGGAUCAAAAUUUGAAACAAAGAUACAAGUUUGGAAUAAUCUACCAUCAUCAAUACGACAACAGUGGGCUACAACUGUCAUAAGUAAUAAUUUACCUAAGGGUGUCAACAUUGAAACCGAUUAGUGAUUAAGUAAUGAAAAAGAUAUGAUGUUAUAAAAUACAUUUAAAUAUAGUAUUUUCAUGAAUUUAUUUUUAAUAAUUAUCUAAUUGAAUUCAAAGAACCUUUUAUUUCUUUUUCUUAUGUUUGUAAUCGAGGUUUGAGGUGGUACGAACAUUUGUAGUUUCACCUCUUCACCACCGUUUAUUGGAAACUAUAUUCAAAUAUAAUUCAUAUUCAAUUUACUUUUUCUGUUAUUAUUACAUAAUUUUAAGAAAAAUAUUACAAUGACUAUUUGU
This is a messenger RNA of Rhopalosiphum maidis (corn leaf aphid), 715 nucleotides long. RefSeq lists its product as uncharacterized. The record is from RefSeq and is a predicted model, not a curated record. The transcript is spliced from 2 exons. The coding region runs from base 68 to 442 and encodes 124 amino acids. Lineage: Eukaryota; Metazoa; Arthropoda; Insecta; Hemiptera; Aphididae.